AUGUUUCAGCGCGCAGUAGAAGUCUCUCCAAUAAUUCAAAGUUUGUUACAAAAACAUCGUAUGGUGCGUCCAGUUGCUCCAUAUGACAUGCAGGCAAUGAUUUGGAAUUGUAAUAAGAAGUUUACCAAUCUUCGGAUUGAAGUAAAAAUGCAAACUUGUCAAGCAAUAAAAGUGUUACAUGAAAAGUUGGCUAAUCAUCCAAGGAAACGUCGAAAUUUCUCGAAAGAAGUGGUACAAAUAUUGAAUGACUACUACCUUGAACAUAUUUCAGACCCGUAUCCAUCUGAUAAUGAUAAAAAUGAAUUGGCUAGGAAAACGGGUAUAACUGUUUCACAAGUAAAUAAUUGGUUUGGAAACAAGAGAAUUCGUUAUCGAGCACAGAAAAGGAAGGGAAAACCAGAAGAAACAAAUGAACAAGAAAAAGUUUAA
This is a messenger RNA of Meloidogyne enterolobii, 429 nucleotides long. Lineage: Eukaryota; Metazoa; Nematoda; Chromadorea; Rhabditida; Meloidogynidae. The record is from the annotation of a GenBank genome assembly.